Messenger RNA from Trifolium pratense (red clover), 928 nucleotides. RefSeq lists its product as uncharacterized. The coding region runs from base 162 to 707 and encodes 181 amino acids. NCBI's taxonomy places the organism in Eukaryota, Viridiplantae, Streptophyta, Magnoliopsida, Fabales, Fabaceae. The transcript has a single exon. The record is from RefSeq and is a predicted model, not a curated record.
CAUCUUACUUAUCGAUUCUAGGCAUCUUAUUAGAGAUCCCACCCACCCCUCAUUUCUCUAUUCAUCCACUCCUUUCUUAUAUCUUCACCCUCCUCACUCCCUCUCUCUUAUUCAAUUCAUUCAUCUCAUACACAAACCACAAACCAAAAAAAUAAAUAAAAAUGAACCUCUUGUUAGAUUCCAAUGUUGAGGCUUUAGCCUUCAAUUACUUAAACUUUGGUUUAAUCACAAUUCUAAACAAUUUAUGGACUUGGCUAGCUCUUCUCACCGCCGCUCUUAGCUUCUGGAAGAUUCGCUCAUCAGGUUGUCCUAAAGAGCCAAUUUCCAUAAAAGCUGACACAUGUGUCUCAAUUUCUACUAUUUCUGUAAAUGAUGAAAUGACAGAAAUUGAGACACCAAUUAAGAAAACAUCGACAGAAAUUUUUGACGGGGUUGACGGUGUUAUGAAAGGAAAGUUUACGGUGUAUUUUAAAGAUGACAUGCAAUGUGGACUCAUCGAUAGUACUAGUUGCUACGACCGGCUAUUGCCGGUUGCUGAAGGGUGGGAACAAGAAGGUGAGUUGGAAUGGUGCAAAUGUUGGGAGAAGGUGUUGAGAUUGAGAAAUGGUGUGACUGAAAAUGGUUGGUACACGUGUCAAGAUUUAACGGAGCUUAACGGAAAUGUUGUUAAAAUUUGGGAUGGUGGUUUAAGGUUUGUUGGUAGUUGAAUCAAAGAGGAAUCAUGGUACAGUAUGUCUGAAUGAUAAUAAUGAAAAGGAAAAAAAAAAGUAGAAAUAGUUUUAUUUUUAAUUAGGUGUAGUUAGUUUAUGCAUUAUAUGUUUUUGUUGGAUUAAUUAAUAAUAAUUUCUCAAUCAAGAUUUGAGAGAUUAUUUAGAUUUGAGAAUGUGUAUAUAUAUUUUAAUUUUAAUUUGGUAGUUCGGUUUAGAAA